CGUUUGACGCAUUUGUUAAAAUUUCGACUUUUCGUGACAGCACGUCAUUUUCGACAUUUGAUUGAUAAUUUUCUAAAGAUCCAUCAAAUUAGUUUGUUUGAAAGUUAGUUUAGGUACGAAAUGUUAACAUUUCAUUAGCUUUAUAGUUUUAUUACGAUGUGAUAUAGUGGGUACCAUUUUAGGUUGUAUCUAGGUAGUCCAUAAUGACUGCCCAAAAGUGUGUAGUGGAAGGUUGUAACUUGGAGUACGACGUUGUUUGCAGCUUUUCCUUCUACAAUGUAAACACAGGGUCGGAUAGCGAGCCGAUCCGGCAAGAAUGGAUCGAGGGUGCUAUGCAGGAGGAGAGCGAGUGUCUAUGGCGUCAUGUCAGUCUACAGCUGUGCGGGUAUCACUUCGAGCUGGACGCGCAAGGGCUAUGGAUCGACUCCCCCAUGCUGCCCGAGCUCCUCACCCUGCAGGAGCAGGUGGCCCCCAUCACGCCCACACCCCAAGAUAAGAGAGCCGCUGACAUAAUCCGGAUGGAACACAACUACAGCGAGGAGCCCCCGAAGCAUGAUCCUCCGGAGAAUGUGUCCAGACUGAAUGUUCGGCAGCUGGUUGACACGCUUGGCUAUUUAUCUCUAAAGAACCUGCAACGCAAGCAGCUGUGGGUGGUCAAAGUGGAGACGGACAAGGCAGAAGCCUCCAUCACACAAGCGGAGCAGGUCAUCGCCAAGAUGCAGGAUCCCAAGCAGAUCAUAGAGAUCAUACCACAACCCCAGGCGGAGGACCAGCCAGCCCAGAACGAGGUCAGCAUCAUGGAAGAGUCCACCAUCUCUGACAACUUCAUAUACGAGAUAGCCGAAGAACAGGAGAUCACUAUGGAUGAGGUGAAAGAGAUCCCAGCAGAGAGCAACAAGGAAUGGAUGGUGAACAUAAUACCCGAAGAAAACAAGCCUAAAUAUGCGUACAUCAAGCACUGUACCACCGGCAAGAAGAAGCGACACUUCACCGCGGAGAUGAACGAAAUAACCCUACAAGGCGACUACGAAAACUACUACAUCCUCCCGGACGCGGACCCGUCGGUGGGCGUCGAGAUCACGACCAGCUACGAACCCGACAACUACAUAGUUGAGGAGUACGAACAUCUGGUGUUAGAGGAGCGCCCUCGCAAGCGCAAGGACACGCCCGGCGAGAGUGGGAGGAAGAAGAAGAAGCGGCUCAGCUCCUCUAUGAGGGAACAGGUAAAGCAGAUAAAAUCGGAAAUCGCCGAGGACUGGGUGAUAGACAACAGCAUAGUCUACGAGCAGGAAGAAGAAUACGACGAGAAGAAGGGCUCGCCGCGCGUGCGCCGGAAAAAUAAGAAAUACCUCGGGUACGACUUCGUUACAUAAAUGAUACGGCGGUUUCAUCCAACUGGGGCAUCACUGGGACAUUAAAAAUACUAUCCUCCUAAGGCCCAGCCAUACAAAUGAAAAAUGCAAAAUUAGCCACAUAAAUUUGAACCUACAUUGUAGGAAAUAGAGUUGAUUUUGCGUUAUUAAAAAACUAAACGAAACAAAGCAUAAGCAACUCUGUUCCUAUCGAAUAUAAUUUAAAUUUCAUUGAACUGAAUAAGUACUAUAGGUAGGGCCUUGGGCCUUAGGAAGAUAUAACACAUUUAUAGUUCGUUUUUUAGCAUUAGAUAAAAGGUAAACAAUCUUAAUGUGUCUUUUAAUUGAAUAAAACACGUUGCACUCCGGGAGUGCCGGCAGAAGUGAAAACUCAAUGACAUUGUAACAGUUUUUUUAUCAGGUCACGUGUCAGUCUUACGAAUCUUACGGUCACGUGACCUGUCGCGAGUUUAACAUUUUUUCCCCAUCACAAAAAGUGCACAGCGCCACUAAAGAAGUUUUCACUUCAAAAACACGUUUUAGAAAUAAGUCGCGGUAAAUAUGUAACAAUUAUGAAUCUGAUACGAUCAUUUAUAUUCUUCUGCUUUCAUAAGUAAUAGUUACUGAUUUUUAAAAAGCGAUUUUCAAUUAAAAGACGUGUCAAGAUCGCUUACUUUCUUUCUAAUGCUAAAAAAAUGAACUAUAAUAUGGAAUAUUAUGCAAAACUUUGCGUACGUCCAUCGUAUUUUCUCGGAAACGUUCGUAUUUGUCAUGUUACUUCAGUCAACCUCAGUCAGUAGUUUUUGUACCGAGACUGUAGUUCGUUUUUUUAGCAUUAGAAAGAAGGUAAACAAUCUUGACGUGCCUUUUUACAAAAAAAAAAUAUUGUAAAACGCUUUAAAAAAUGGUUUAUAUUACUUAUGAAAGAAAAAAUAAUGUAAAAGAUCGUAUAUGAUGUAUAAUUCUAACAUAUUUGCUGUGACUUAUUUUUCAAUGAUGAUUUUUAAUAAAAAGACAUGUCAAGAUUGCUUACCUUCUUUCUAAUGCUAAAAAACCGAACUAUGACAAGGGGGAGGCCUAUGUUAAGGGGGAGGCCUAUGUCAAGGGGGAGGCCUAUGUUCAGCAGUGGACGUCUUAUGGCUGAGAUGAUGAUGAUAACUGAAAUAGCAAGAUACGUUAGUUUCUGUGAAAAUAAGAUGGAAGAUAAUAUGCACUAAAUCUGUACCUAAUUUCUUGAAAGUUGUGCUAGUUCUGUGUCUUUAUAGACAGGAGAGAUAGCGAUAAUACUAUCUCUGUUUACUUGUUUAGCGAGUUUUGAGAAUAUUUUUUUUAAUGUUGGAUGAAACCAAUUUUUGCCUUGUUUAAGCCAAGGGAAGUUUGCAUAUAGUGGUUCUGUAGUAAUAUAAGGGUUUUAUUUAAUUUACGGAAAUAUAUGUCAGAUAAUUUUUUUUUGGGUUCCUAACUGCUCAAAACUAUGCAAAAAAAUUGGCAAUUUUAGUGUACACCCAUAAAUAUCUAAACGGCCUUUCUUUAGGUAUUCAUGUGAACACUAUGUCCAAUCUUUAUACCCAUUAUAGUCUAUCUUUACGUAUUUAAAUAAAAGUAAACAAAAUCUACCCUCAAAUGGCUCCUUAAGCCAGUUGAGGGUAGAUGAAAACAUUACACGAUCAAAUAAUGUAGGUUAAAGUCAGGUCGUUCAGUGACAGAUCCAGGCGGUUUUGUAUUUGGUUGGUUAACCAAUAAAUGUUAUAACUACCUGUAAAUGUACAAAUUGUUUGUUUACUUUUAUUUUAAUACCUAAAGAUACAGAGUAUUAGACCGCCCGCCCUAA
Cydia fagiglandana is the source of this 3183-nucleotide messenger RNA. RefSeq lists its product as uncharacterized. The transcript has 10 exons. The record is from RefSeq and is a predicted model, not a curated record. Bases 204 to 1373 code for a protein of 389 amino acids. NCBI's taxonomy places the organism in Eukaryota, Metazoa, Arthropoda, Insecta, Lepidoptera, Tortricidae.